AUGCAGAGUAUGACGAGCUCAAAAAGAAGUGCAGCUACUGAUGCGUCCCUUGAACAAUCCCUUGCUAGUUUCAAGAUCAAAGAUGGACAUGUCUUUAAGGGGAUUGUGGCUGCGUUGCCUGCUGAGCCUAGAGCAUGUGGUUGUGUACAGCCUCCCCCUGUUGUUGAGAGUGUUGCACCAUACUCAAUUAUUGAGAAUAUCUCAGUUCAGAAACUGACUCCAGAAUAUAAGAUUGGAAUGGAGCGUUUGGUGAAAACAAAGACACCUCCCAUGAAGGCUUUGGAAAUAUGGCGUGAUAAGCCGGCUGUGGUCCUUUGCAUCCGCCGCCCUGGAGCUGAAGCCCAUCGACUGUAUGCCAAAAAACCCAUAUUUGAUGCUCUCGGGGUUCAAUUAUUUGUUGUUCUUCAUGAGCACAUUGAGGCAGAGGUAAAAGAUUUCUGGCCCCGUUAUUGGGGUGGUGUUGUACUCCAUGAUCGUGGAAUGGAAUUUUUCAAAGCUCUGGGUGGAGGGAAGCUGCUCAAGGACAAGUUCAUAUCUGGAUUUCUAUUCAAUCCUCGAGCCAUUGCAAAUUACAAACGUGCAAAAGCAAUGGGAGUGGAGCAAAACUUCAAGGGAGAAGGUGAAAUAAAAGGUGGACUCUUCAUAGUGGGCAGAGGAAGGAGUGGAAUAGCCUAUCAGUUUAUAGAAAGGAAUUUUGGAGACUGGGCACCUCUUACUGAAGUCAUUGACAUCUGUGCUCGGUUGCAGAACAAGCUGCAAAGUCAGGAGUCCAUCAAAUCAUCACAACAACAUGGAUAA
This is a messenger RNA of Ilex paraguariensis (yerba mate), 798 nucleotides long. The record is from the annotation of a GenBank genome assembly. Lineage: Eukaryota; Viridiplantae; Streptophyta; Magnoliopsida; Aquifoliales; Aquifoliaceae.